AUGGCAUCAUCAUCAACACACAGUGGUCAGCCCGCAAGUGAAAACGAGCAACGAGACUUCCCUCCAACUUCCUACACCGUCGGAUGGAUCUCCGCAUUGCCUACCGAGUCUAUAGCGGCACAGUCAAUGCUAGAUGAGCGACACAAAUCUCCUGAGACGAGAAACCAGCACGACAGCAAUACAUACAUACUGGGCAGAGUAGGGAAACACAAUGUCGUCAUGGCAUGUCUUGACGACUAUGGCCCCACUCGUGCUGCUAUGGUAGCCUCGAAUAUGAUGUCCGCUUUCCCAAACGUACGAUUCGGUCUGAUGGUCGGAAUAGGUGGCGGAAUACCAAGCAAAGAGAAUGAUAUUCGUCUCGGAGACAUCGUUGUCUCGAAGCCCACAGGGGAACAUGGCGGGGUUGUACAAUAUGAUCUUGGGAAAAUGGAGAAAGAUGAGUUUCAUCGCCUCGAUUCGCUAAACAAGCCCCCUCCUCUUUUGAGGACUGCAGUGAAUGCCCUCAAGACGAGAUACGACUUUGAAACACAAAUCUCAGAGCGAGCGACUACCGCGUUUAAGUUUUGCCCAAAAUGGGAAAAGAUGUUCUUACGACCAUUGUCUCAAGACAGGCUCUUUGGACCGGAUUACGAACAUGUAAGCGACAACCAAACAUGUGAGGAAUGCGAUAGAGUAUAUGAGUUGCUUCGAGAAGAACGGCCAGAUCCUGCUAUCCCUGAGAUUCACUAUGGGAAAAUUGCGUCUGGGGGUUCAGUCAUCAAGAAGGCAAGCGAUCGGGAUCAUCUAGGGAAGAGAGAUAAUGCUAUAUGUUUUGACAUGGAAGCGGCUGGCCUGAUGGACGAUUUUCCUUGCCUCGUGGUCCGCGGUAUCUGUGAUUAUUCGGAUUCACACAAGAACAAGAAUUGGCAGCCCUACGCUGCUGCAGUGGCAGCUGCUUAUGCAAAGGAACUGUUGUUACAGAUUCCGCCGGAAGCUGUGAAGAGUUUGCGUCCGAUACAGAGUGAGUGAUACCUGUCCAGAGCACAUUAGGCAAUUGGUAGCAGUGGGUUCUUAGGUAGCAUCGCAAUAUAUAUGUUUUUUGCGUCUCGCUUACUAUAAUUGAUUGAAUUAGAUGUCCAUUGGAUUGUUCCGAAGAGUGUCAAUCCUUUCUUCACAGGUCGCGAGAGAAUCUUGCGAGAGCUCCGAGGUAUAUUUGCCAACCUGGCGAUGAGAAAGACUCCGUGCAUAAACGUUUCGUCAUCCAUGGCAUUGGUGGUGCUGGGAAAAGCGAGGUAUGCGUAAAAUUUGCACACGACAACAAGAACAAGUGAGUGUUCCUGGAGUUCUCAAAUGACGGCAUUCGCUAAUAACUCGUAUCAGUUUCUGGGGAGUCUUCUGGAUAGACGCCACAACCGAAGAUUCUAUCCGUCGAGGUAUGAUCUGUGCUGCGCAGAGAGCUUUCAAUAAUAGCAGCAUGAAUUUCGAGGACGCCAAAACCGAAUUCUCAAAUUUUGAGUACUCCUGGCUUUUGAUACUAGAUAAUGCCGAUAACCCAGAGAUCAACUACGAGCAAUACUUUCCAACAGGAAAUACCGGCAAUAUCAUUAUGACGACUCGGAACCACGACUGCAUAAAGUAUGGUACAGCCGGACACGAAACCUUUGAGAAACUCGACCUAGAAGACGCCGUAGAGCUUUUGCUGAAGUCUUCUGGAAUAAAAAAAGAAUACCGGGAUGAAAACGAGGCCGAAGCGUCAAACGUCGUCCAGCUUCUUGUACGGCAUGCACUCGCGAUUACUCAAGCUGGCGCUACAAUCAAUCAAGGGAUCUGCAACCUUCCGAAUUACUCAAAGUUUCUCACCUCCCAACAAAAAGAAUUACUCAGUGACUAUCCAACUCAGAGUCAGUCAACAUACGGCAGCGUGUACGCAACCUCUGAGGUCUCUGUACAAGCAAUGCAGAGAUCAAAGAAAAGCGAAUGGAAGGAUGCGCUGGCUCUACUUCAGAUUCUCGGGUACUUCUAUCGGGACAAUUUAUCUGAGGAAAUCUUCUCCAGAGCAUGGGAUUAUGCCCUCAAUAUAUCCACUUGGCAACCGCAUGAUCUCCUCACACAUUUAUCGAUGUGGCAUGUACACUAUCUCAGAAGAAUAUUGCCACCACAAGCAAGCAAUCGUGACGAAGCUCUAAUGUCAUUCGGAAGAGCAAGACAAGUCUUGCGCUCCUUCUCGCUUGUUUCUUUUGACCCUCAAACUUCGGCCAUUUAA
This is a messenger RNA of Hymenoscyphus albidus, 2242 nucleotides long. The record is from the annotation of a GenBank genome assembly. Lineage: Eukaryota; Fungi; Ascomycota; Leotiomycetes; Helotiales; Helotiaceae.